Molecule: messenger RNA, 3268 nt
Organism: Manis javanica (Malayan pangolin)
Lineage: Eukaryota; Metazoa; Chordata; Mammalia; Pholidota; Manidae
Gene: LGI2
Product: leucine rich repeat LGI family member 2
Biological process (GO): inhibitory synapse assembly
Molecular function (GO): protein binding
Source: RefSeq, a predicted model, not a curated record
GCCCGGGGACCCGGCAUGGCACUGCGGAGGGGCGGCGGCGGGGCGCUGGGGCUGCUGCUCUUGCUGGGCGCCGCGUGCCUGAUCCCGCGGAGCGCGCAGGUGAGGCGGCUGGCGCGCUGUCCCGCCACUUGCAGCUGUACCAAGGAGUCCAUCAUCUGCGUGGGCUCCUCCUGGGUGCCCAGGAUCGUGCCGGGCGACAUCAGCUCCCUGAGCCUGGUAAAUGGGACAUUUUCGGAAAUCAAGGACCGAAUGUUUUCACAUCUGCCUUCCUUGCAGCUGCUACUGCUGAAUUCUAACUCAUUUACAGUCAUCCGGGAUGAUGCUUUUGCUGGACUUUUUCAUCUUGAAUACCUGUUCAUUGAAGGGAACAAAAUAGAAACCAUUUCAAGAAAUGCCUUUCGUGGCCUCCGUGACCUCACUCACCUUUCUUUGGCCAAUAACCACAUAAAAGCACUCCCAAGGGAUGUCUUCAGUGAUUUAGACUCUCUGAUUGAACUAGAUUUACGGGGCAAUAAAUUUGAAUGUGACUGCAAAGCCAAGUGGCUGUAUCUGUGGUUGAAGAUGACAAAUUCUACCGUUUCUGAUGUGCUGUGUAUCGGACCACCAGAGUAUCAGGAAAAGAAGCUAAACGAUGUGCCGAGCUUUGACUACGAAUGCACAACUACAGAUUUUGUUGUUCAUCAGACUUUGCCCUACCAGUCAGUUUCGGUGGAUACUUUCAACUCCAAGAAUGAUGUGUACGUGGCCAUCGCUCAGCCCAGCAUGGAGAACUGCAUGGUGCUGGAGUGGGACCACAUCGAAAUGAAUUUCCGGAGCUAUGACAAUAUUACAGGUCAGUCCGUCGUGGGCUGUAAGGCCAUCCUCAUCGACGACCAGGUUUUCGUGGUGGUGGCCCAGCUCUUUGGGGGCUCUCACAUUUACAAAUACGACGAGAGCUGGACCAAGUUUGUCAAAUUCCAAGACAUAGAAGUCUCUCGCAUUUCCAAGCCCAACGACAUUGAGCUGUUUCAGAUCGAGGACGAGACGUUCUUCGUCAUCGCGGACAGCUCUAAAGCUGGCCUGUCAACAGUUUACAAAUGGAACAGCAAAGGAUUCUACUCAUACCAGUCUCUGCACGAGUGGUUCAGGGACACGGAUGCAGAGUUCGUUGAUAUAGAUGGGAAAUCGCAUCUGAUCCUGUCUAGCCGCUCCCAGGUGCCCAUUGUCCUCCAGUGGAGUAAAAGCUCUAAGAAGUUUGUCCCCCACAGUGACAUCCCCCACAUGGAGGACGUGCUGGCUGUGAAGAGCUUCAGAAUGCAGAAUGCCCUCUACCUCUCCCUCACCCGCUUCAUUGGGGACUCCAGGGUCAUGCGGUGGGAUAGUAAGCAGUUUGUAGAGGUCCAGGCACUUCCAUCCCGGGGGGCCAUGACCCUACAGCCCUUUUCUUUUAAAGAUAAUCACUACCUGGCCCUGGGGAGUGACUACACGUUCUCCCAGAUAUAUCAGUGGGAUAAAGAGAAGCAGCUGUUUAAAAAAUUUAAGGAGAUUUAUGUGCAGGCGCCUCGUUCCUUCACAGCUGUCUCCACUGACAGGAGAGAUUUCUUCUUUGCAUCGAGUUUCAAAGGGAAAACAAAGAUUUUUGAACACAUAGUCGUUGACUUAAGUUUGUGAAGGUGUGCUUGGUGAAUUUAAAAGACACAUAGUGCUAGCUCUCAUGUGAGAGAACCAAGGAAAGAAUAUAAAGAGAAGCCAAGUUCAGAGCCCUGAAGUUUAAAAUGCUCUAGGGAAAUAGUUAAAGUUGUCAAAAUUUUAGAGCUCACAUUUUAAUCAGGGAUUGCAUUUAUUGGCUAACUGCAUGACAUGUCUGUUCUCCCAUUUAAAAAGACAUCUUGAAGCCUGUAAUUACUGAGAAAAGAGUACAGUAUUAACUCUGACCAUCUAGGAAAGUAAUGUGCUUUUUUUUUUUUUAAUGAGGAAGGAGAAAAUCAGACAAGGUGGGAUAGCUCCUAUUGUGAAAAACAAACUAUGGGUCCCUCAUUCCAUUUUAGCAAUCUUUUUGGUAAAAACACUUAAAGCAAAGUCAGCUGAAAAGAUGCUGAUUAGUUUAAAAAGCUGGUAACACUCGGCAGUGCUAUUUGGGGUCUCUUGAAUCCCCCUUAAUACAGAAACUUGGCUAUUUCAUUGGUUCACCUGGAUGUUUGUCACAGGGUAUCACAAAAUCAUGUUUGACAUUGCUUCCUGUGCCACAAAGAAAGUGCUCUGCUGACACAUGGCUGGGCCCAGCAUGGGCUGUAGGUCCAGGACUGAGAUAAAGGCAUUUUCCCCUCUUCCUUCUGGUUCAAAGCUGACCCUUGUGGUGGCCAGAGCAAUAUUGCUUGUUUGAUGCCCCCCAUGACUCGCCUGCCUCUCUGAACCCAUCCUUUGAGUUUGUGAGUAACCAGCAGACAGGCCAAAGACUGAAUGGUGCUUUCUAGUUCAUCCUUUAGAGCAAAAGAACAGGUGUCUCCAUCUGAUGAGCAUUUGGUAGAAUUCCUGAAGGUUUUGCAGAGUCAAAAGUACUUUAUGCAAGUCUCAGAGUACCUUAAAACCUAGAUAAGGCUCUUUGAUUUAUUCAUGUGUUUGCCCUCUGGGCAAGUUGAUGUUUCUAGUAAUUGAGCACCGACCUACCUAUGUGUCCCCCUCUCUGCUCAUAUGACAGUCCUGCUUUGUUGAUUUGCUGGUAUUGCUGCUGCAGCACCAAAUUGUUGAACCCAGGGUACCAAAGAGAGCAAUGCUCCUUCCCCUCCAGUACUUCAGUAAUGGAAAACCCCAGGGGCCUGCAUGCUCGCCUGGGGCCACAUAUUGGCAGGGGGGCUGGGGUGGUUCAUCACAGGCUGGAGGUCUCAGGUUGAGCAGUAGGGACCAGCUUUGGAGCCAGACACAGUGAAACCUCCAGACCAGGUCUGCCCUCAGGGUCCCAGACGGCCUGUUUCAAAAUGAGCCUUUGGUGUGGAGCAUCAGGAAGCUCGUGGGUUCUGGCUGGUGGGAAGGUCCAGAUGGGUGCUUUGCCCGGUUAGCCGGUUCUUCAGAGAAAACGAAGUGGAUGUCAGGAGAGGCUCUGAACGAGUAAGCCAACAACUUCGCUUGUAGCCACGCAGGUAGCGCAAUCACAUUGUACUGUAUUCUUAUUUCUUAAUGGUUGUUUGCCAAGUCAUGAGUAGGCAGAUGUUUCACCACAGAUAAGAAUGUGUUGUUGUUUCUUGACUUUAAGCGAUGCAGAUGGAGGCAAUAAACAACAGCGAUGUCACAA